AUGUUUGAAUCACCCAUUGGAAGCGAGAAAGGAACCUCAGAUCUCGAGGGAACCCCUCGAAAUCGGUCUCAAAAUGUAACUAUCGGCCUCUUGCCACCAAGAUCAGCAAGUGUUAGCAUUGCACCGGACCUAGUCCGACAAGACUCUGCGUACUACUCUACCAAAAAUUCGGAGGAUGGGAACUCGGGCAUGGAUUCUGAUGGACAGGCAUCGCAGCUGAGAGCUCGAGAACGUCUGGAGAGACUCAGGCAGAGAGUUUUCAGGACUCGAAACCUCGUCAGGAGUGGCAAAAGCAACUUGCGGCAGCUCCGAGGGAACUUUCUUGAUGCGGCAGACCGACUGACUCGGAAGCUUGGUGAGGUCACGAUUUUGCAAAAUAUUGAGGCUUUGAGAAGGAUUACAUCGUGUAACGAGAAGCUGCGCCUAGCCCUGGGUGAACUGCGUCUGAAAGAGGAGGAACAUGACCGCCUGGAAGGCAGGCUUAACGACGAAGAAAACGAUCUCGAGCAAGAAGAGAAUCGAUUCUACCGCCAUACCAAUGUUUCUGCAACCAGAGUACCAGAACAAAAACUAGAUGAUACGAUGUCUCUACUUCUCAAGCCGGACACUGAUGACUCUCGGGAUCUCAAUCCCGACAGUGAUCUGUUAGAACGGUAUCUAGCAAAAGUUACAGAAGCGGACGAGUUGAAAAGAGAAUUGGACAAACUUCAAGAUGACUACUGUCGACUUUCCAAGGAUGACUCCUUCCGGAGAUCACACAAUAUUCCCAUCCCUACCAAUACCAUAACCUUCCUCUCUGAUUUUCCAAGACUUCAUAAGGAAACUGUCGAGAAACUCGGCGUAGUGGAGCAUGAGCUUUUCGAUCUCCGAAAAGAAUGUCUGGAGGAGAACGUCUUCACUGAAAAUGACCACGUCUAUGAACCACGAAACGCACUAUAUGAGGAAGUCAUGGACUCCGUGGACGAAGCACGCAUUCGAUCUCCGCUCUUUGUAGCAGCUCGGCACCUGAACUAUCAGGAACACGACACGAACUACAGUGACAAGAGGGACUAUGUGAACAAUUGGCUCCUCCAAUGGCUUCAGGAAUCUGUUUUCGAGACGUGCAGGCUGCGAGCAUAUAUAUACUUCGAAUAUCCAAACAAAGGUGAGGGCCUUGAUGGCGAAUGGCCAGAGUUGGCUUUGAUAAAUUGGGACAAAGAUGAUGCUGGAGCAACUGCGACAGAGAGCUAUAACGCGAGUAAAAUGGAUAUCAUUUCGGGAGACACGACAGUACACGAACCAGUAACAAUCCAAAAAAUGGCCCCUUCAAGCAACCCUAGCAGCUUGGGUAGCUUGGAUGUUGAUCUUGGUGUUGGUGAUGAAGCAAAGGCUGAAGCAGAAAUUAUCAACAGGGAAACGGAUUCUUGUACUACUCAAAAAGAAUUUCGAGCAAAGAGACCCUCAAAACGGAGGUCGAAUACUCUUUGA
Amorphotheca resinae ATCC 22711 is the source of this 1467-nucleotide messenger RNA. RefSeq lists its product as hypothetical. The transcript has a single exon. The record is from RefSeq and is a predicted model, not a curated record. The coding region runs from base 1 to 1467 and encodes 488 amino acids. NCBI's taxonomy places the organism in Eukaryota, Fungi, Ascomycota, Leotiomycetes, Helotiales, Amorphothecaceae.